This is a messenger RNA of Sclerotinia borealis F-4128, 753 nucleotides long. Lineage: Eukaryota; Fungi; Ascomycota; Leotiomycetes; Helotiales; Sclerotiniaceae. The record is from the annotation of a GenBank genome assembly.
AUGCCGGUAGUUACCAGAUCUCAAAGUCGUCUGUUGUCUUCUCAACAAGAUGCAAAGUCAAAUCUUCCUUCUAAACAAUCUACAACAAACAAGGACCCCUCUACUCCAGAUGACCCCCUUCCAAAUUCCCUUGAUUCUUCCAAGGCUCCUAAGCCAAAAGCUGUGAAGAAGCAACGUCGUCAGUCAAAACCUCCUCAGCCAAAAGGAGUGAAGAAGCAACCUCGUCAGUCAAAUUCUCGACGACCAAAGCUUCCUCGGCCAGAAUCUCGUAAACCAAAAGGAGUGAAGAAGCAACCUCGUCAGUCAAAUUCUCGACGACCAAAAAUAAUGCCCAGAAAACAUUCUGCAUCAUCUUCUCCGGGAAAAUCCACCCUUCAGCAAGCCUGUUUCAAUGCCAUUGAAAGGCUUAGGCUUUCAGAUUUAGUAAAUCUGCAUACACAGUUUCGGAAUGAUUGGUAUUCAGAAACAAUGUCUACAAUCUCCAUUGAUUCGGACAUAGCAAAAUUGAAACUCCACAAUGAGAUUCCUCGCUGUCUCCAUCAAAGCGCAGUUGAGACCGAGGAUUUGGAUGAGGACUUGGAUGAUGGUUUGGAUGACGGUUUAGAUGAGGAUUUGGAUGAGGACUUGGAUGAUGGUUUGGAUGACGGUUUGGAUGAGUAUGAUGAAGAGGGUAGUCAAAUUAGUGAAUUCAGUGUUUCAUUCCCGACCCGCUUCGAUAUCCAGCAUCGAAAUCUUGAAAGAUCUUUUCAAUAA